Molecule: messenger RNA, 1603 nt
Organism: Anastrepha ludens (Mexican fruit fly)
Lineage: Eukaryota; Metazoa; Arthropoda; Insecta; Diptera; Tephritidae
Product: transmembrane protein 19
Exons: 4
Coding region: 126-1127 (333 amino acids)
Cellular component (GO): membrane
Source: RefSeq, a predicted model, not a curated record
UUUGUUUUUGUUGCUGCACUAGUGCUCUGUUCAAAAAAGAAAGUGAAUAUCGCUAAUCCAACAAUCGGGACAAUUGCACUUUGCCUUAUUUACUUUAAAUUUUAAUUCGAUUAUAUGCGUCGACGAUGGACAUCCACGCCUGGUUACCGGUGAUAUUUUGCAGUCUUUCCAUACCACUAUCGCUAUUUAUGUGGCUAGGCAAUUUGGCCUUCUCGAAAUUUUGGUACACCAAUGAAUUCGAAGAACCCACAGUGAUUCCACCGACACGUUGGCUGUUUUCAACUCUAGCGCCGCUGGCGCUUAUGAUGAUUGCACUGCGCAGGAAAUCGGUUAACAAAUCGGGCGCAGCAUUAGGGAUUAUUUUUGCAUUUCUCUUAUCUAUAGCCAAUCAUGCAUUCUUCGCUAGUUUGGCGGCUUUCUUUUUCAGUUCGUCGCGUGCCACCAAAUUUCGUGCACAUUUAAAACGAAAAUUUGAAAAGGACUUCAAAGAAGGAGAAGGUCAGCGCAAUUGGGUGCAGGUGUUGUGCAAUGGUGGCAUGGCAACCCAGUUGGCCAUAUUAUAUCUCAUAGACUGCGGCAGUUGUGAGCGUCCGAUAGACUUUGGCAAAGAGUAUCGUUCCAGUUGGUUAGGCGUAGCCAUUAUGAGUGCCUUUGCAUGCUGCAAUGGCGAUACAUGGGCAAGUGAACUUGGCAGUGUGCUAACAAAAAGUGAGCCUUUUCUCAUCACCACACGACAGCGCGUACCGCGUGGCACAAAUGGUGGUGUGUCGCUGCAAGGCCUUAUCGCCAGUCUUAUGGGUGGUCUACUAGUUGGUUUCGUCUACUACUUAACUGUACGUUACACUGUGGAUUCACAUGUUUUACUCACAAGUCCGCCACAAUGGCCCGUAAUCGUAUUCGGCGGCAUUGGCGGACUAUUUGGUUCAUUAGUGGACUCAAUACUUGGUGCAACGAUGCAGUAUUCGGGUAUUGAUAAGGAAGGCAAGAUCGUCGAAUGCCCGGGGUUGGGGGUACGCCAUAUUUGCGGCUUACGUAUGUUGGACAAUCACAGUGUAAACUUAAUUUCUAGCAUUGUGACAGGUGUCACCAUGCCGUUAAUUGCUCUGAAGUUUUGGCCUGUAAGUUGAGGCGAUUUAAGAAACUAAAAACCCGUGAAUGUAUGAAUAUAGAAACUCAUGAACUUUAUGAACGACGUUGAUAUUCCGCAAAAAUCGAAUGAAAUUUAAUUAAGAGUAUAAAUGUAGCUAAUAUUUUGCUAGGUUUUUUUUAGCAUUUUUUCUAUGUACUUUAGUGCUUUUUAGGUGUACAUACACACAUACAUAUAAAGGUGUCGAGUGUCAACGAAGAAUGAAUUAAAAUUACCGUUUUAGUUUAAUUUGUAUUAAAUUCAAUUUGUAUGAAAAAUUGAAUCACUGAACUGAUCUAUUGUGCUUUUCUCUAUAUUUAAAGUAGAGAUAUUCUGAAUUCUUAACUGCGUCACAAAGAAUAACUAAAUGGAACUGGUUUAUAUAUUAAUAGAAUUAAUUAAUUAAUAUUAUGGCAGCUUUUUAUAAAGUAAGACGCAUGUAAAUGUAACUAAUAAACAUUUGUAUGUGGCUAAUGA